Molecule: messenger RNA, 1265 nt
Organism: Cyprinodon tularosa
Lineage: Eukaryota; Metazoa; Chordata; Actinopteri; Cyprinodontiformes; Cyprinodontidae
Gene: ldah
Product: lipid droplet associated hydrolase
Exons: 7
Coding region: 202-1131 (309 amino acids)
Biological process (GO): lipid storage
Cellular component (GO): lipid droplet
Molecular function (GO): lipase activity
Source: RefSeq, a predicted model, not a curated record
UCAGAGAGCAGCAGCGUGAGGGACCGGAAGCAGCGUUUAGAACCAUCGAAGCUCUGAUGUUUAAGGUAGAUUUUUAAUUCAGAUUCAUUCUCUGCGUUUCAUCAGCAACUUCUAUUGGAUAUAGAUCUACAAACACGGCUUCUCUCCAAAAAACAUUCCUGGUUGGAAUAACGAUCCUGAUUGGUCGGCAGAAGCACCCAGAUGGAGAAGGAGGUCCAGAGGGAAUUUAUCUACUGCAGCGGAGCCGCCACGGAGGUUCUGAAGGUCGGCUCCUCUCACCUCUCAGGCCGAGACGUGCUCUUCCUCAUCAUCCCAGGUAACCCCGGGAUGGUGGAGUUCUACCGGAGCUUCAUGCAGACCCUGCACAGCCUGCUGGGACGUCCCGUUUGGGCCGUGAGCCACGCCGGCCACUGUGCUCCACCGGACUCCAUGGACAUGGUAGAAGACGCCUCGGCGGCAGCGAAGCGCGACGUGUUCGGUCUGGAUGGACAGGUCCAACACAAGCUGGCCUUCCUCCACCAACACGUUCCCAGAGGAACUGCCUUGGUUCUCGUUGGACACUCCAUCGGCUGCUACAUGAUCCUGGAGAUGAUGAGGAGGGACCCGGAGCUGAAGGUUCUGAAGGCCGUGCUGCUGUUCCCCACCAUCGAGCGGAUGGCGCAGAGCCCCCAGGGGAAGGUCAUGACCCCCCUGAUGUGUCAGCUGCGCUACCUGCUCUACCUGCCGCUCUUCCUGCUGUCUCUGCUGCCGCAUGGCGUCAUGGCGCGGCUCGUCAGGCUGAUGUUCAGCAGCAUCCCCGAUCUGGACCCGUGUGUCCUCCAGCCUUCGGUGGAGAUGCUGGGUUCAGGAGACUGUCCAGUGAACGCUUUGUACCUAGGAGGGCAGGAAAUGAGGAUGGUUCUGGAGAGAGACGACGUGACGAUCCAGAAGAACCUGGACAAGCUCCUGUUUUACUACGGAGUGUCGGACCACUGGUGCCCCGUCACCUACUUCCAGGACAUCAGGAGGGAUUUCCCACAUGGAGACUUGCGGCUGUGUGAGAAAGGCAUCCGGCACGCCUUUGUUCUGGACGCAGGUCGGGACGUGGCUCAGAUGGUGGCGGAGUGGACCCGUGGAUCUCUGAGGGGAUGAGGGUCAGGAUUACAACCUGCCAGACAAAACCCAGGGGAAAAUACCCAGGUUCUAGCCAGGACGGCAGACCGGUCCGGUCCGGUCCGGUCCGGUUCCGGUGAUCGGAACAUUUGCCUGCUUUUAGUUCUGUUCUA